Molecule: messenger RNA, 2463 nt
Organism: Ictalurus punctatus (channel catfish)
Lineage: Eukaryota; Metazoa; Chordata; Actinopteri; Siluriformes; Ictaluridae
Gene: dcp2
Product: decapping mRNA 2
Exons: 11
Coding region: 258-1424 (388 amino acids)
Biological process (GO): deadenylation-dependent decapping of nuclear-transcribed mRNA; nuclear-transcribed mRNA catabolic process, nonsense-mediated decay
Cellular component (GO): cytoplasm; P-body
Molecular function (GO): manganese ion binding; RNA binding; 5'-(N(7)-methylguanosine 5'-triphospho)-[mRNA] hydrolase activity
Source: RefSeq, a predicted model, not a curated record
UUCCUGAAGUCCCGCCGAGGAGCGAGGCAAUAUUUUUAGCUGAUGCUACUCAGCUAGCUACGUCGUAACAAAUGCAAAUGAACAAGCUAGGUGUUUUUUCGGCGUUUUCCCGUAUUUUGUUAAAUACCUAGUUUGUAGUUGACAUGGCAACGUCUCUUUGUCGCGGCGGUGCGAGUUAAAGGGCGUGCGGUUGGUUUGCACUGUUUGUUUUCAUCUAAGCAGUUUUGCUAGUUCGGUAUGAUUUUACCCUCAUUAACAUGGAGACAAAACGAGGGGAGAUUCCCAACGGCGUAUUGGACGACCUCUGCAGUCGCUUCAUCCUCCACAUCCCCAGUGAAGAGAGGGACAACGCCAUCCGAGUUUGCUUCCAGAUCGAACUUGCCCAUUGGUUUUACCUGGACUUCUACGUGCAGAAUACACCAGGACUACCUCAGUGUGGGAUAAGGGACUUUGCCAAAGCUGUUUUUAAUCACUGUCCGUUCCUGCUUCCCCAAGGCGAGGAUGUUCAGAAGGUUUUAGAUCAAUGGAAAGAGUACAAAAUGGGCGUUCCUACAUAUGGUGCAAUUAUUCUGGAUGAAACCCUUGACAAUGUAUUACUGGUGCAGGGAUACCUGGCCAAAUCAGGAUGGGGCUUUCCUAAAGGGAAAGUCAACGAGGAUGAGGCGCCCCAUGAUUGUGCUGUACGAGAGGUUUUAGAGGAGACUGGUUUUGACAUAAGAGACCGCAUCUGCAAAGACACCUUCAUUGAGCAGAAAAUCACAGAUCAACUUGCACGACUGUACAUAAUCCCUGGCGUACCAAAGGAAACAAAAUUUAACCCCAAAACCAGGAAAGAAAUAAGGAACAUUGAAUGGUUUUCUAUUGACAAACUGCCAUGUCAUAGAAAUGACAUGACCCCCAAAUCCAAGCUUGGCCUGGCUCCUAACAAGUUUUUUAUGGCAAUACCAUUUAUGAGGCAGCUCAGAGAAUGGAUAGCCAAGAAUAAACUGGAAUCAACGAGCAGUGAUGAGGACUUUUUAUCCAAUGGCAGCACUCCAUGCAAACCUUUUCGAUCGAAGCCCAGGCGCUCACAGAUUGCAACGGAGGCAUCUCCAGGUGAAGGCUGGACAAAGCACAAGCAGCAGAAAGCUUUUGGUCAGCCUGGUCAAUAUGAGCUUGCAGACUUUCUCAGAGUCAAGAACCAUAAUGUGAAAUGCAAUGGAAGGAAGCACCAGGAUUCCCCUAAUGUAAAGAAAAGAAUGAAUGAGAGAGAAGAAAAGAAGCUUCAGCCCAGGAGACUGCAAGACAACUUUGAUGCAGAUGCAGCGAGUGACGCGCGUGGCUUGAACGGGCAGUCCGAGUACGAGCAGAUUCACUCCUCGAAGUCCUUCCUUAACUUCAAGUUCGAUCGCGAGGCAAUCAUGAAGUCAUGCUUUGACUCCUGACUACCUCUGUCUCGGUUCCUCCGUUUUAAAGGCACACGUUGUUGCAGUUUGAGCCGUUCUAGUAAACUCACACGUUCGUAAUAUGUGUAUGUUCUUUGAAAAAAGGGCAGUCAUAUAAAGGUUGUCGGACCAAUAUGACUAACAAUUAGUGGUCUCUCUUUUUCAUCCACAAUACAGGUUUGUGUGUGCAUGACUCAUAAAUGCUGAGAAUCGGGUCAUUUUAGAUUGGCAAUGGUAUUAUUCAGAUAUGUGCAAUCAUCGUUUUAUUUCCCCUUCUUUUGGGGUUUUGGUAACGACAGAAGUCACACAGAGGAUUGCAACUGUUGAGCUGUUAAGCUUUUAGCACUGAAACAGAAAAAGCUUCUCAAUAAAAAACAAUGCUUUUUGUUUUCAAGGAUCUCUGUUAGUGAGUUCAGAACUAUUUCUGAUUAGUUCUUUCAUGCUCUUUGUUUUUUUGUUUUGUUUGUUGUUUUUUUUUUUUUUUCUUCAAUUUUAAACCAUGAUGCACUGCCGGAUCCUUAUGAUUUGAACACCAUGCUUAUUUCAGAACCAUAUCUUUACUGCAUUCACUAGUCUAGUGCAAAGUUAAAGUGACAGUUGAAUAAUAAUAAUGAUAAUAUUCAGAGCUCUAAAGCAGCAAAGUCAUUUAAGAUUGGGCAUCAUUUAUCAUGGAAACAAAGUCAGUCCCAUUUUGCUUUUCUCUAUGCUGAGCCGCAGAACUUGCGAUUCGAAACAUGCUAAAGCUGGAGUUAUAUUGCGCUCCGUUCAAGAGCUUUGUGAUCUAGUUUUACAUGAUCAGACUAAAUAAUCACUGUUGUGUCUGCAAAAAUACCACCUUUUUGCCAUUGAAUGUGAAUCUUUUAAGUAAAAAUUACAUUAUUAUUUUUUUUUUUUUAAACACAACUGUAUUUUCCUUUCCAUCGGGCUUUAAAAUGCUGCUAGCGUUUUACAUGCACAUUUUCUGGCGUUUUUCAUUCUUUCAAUGUCCUUUGUAAAGUGGCACUGAUUGUUUCAAAAAUAAAUGCAGUACAUGUGGAAA